AUGGACACCCUCAGACUUCUCAAUCUCAAGGAUGCCGAGAUCGUCAAGGCGGUCAUCUAUGCCCUCUCCGGCCUAAUCAUCUGGGACUUCUUCAGCUCCCUCCGCUUCGAUCUUGACAUCCUGCGCGGACGUACUCGCCUCUCUUGGUCCCUCGCCGUCUACCUGCUGGCCAGGUAUGCUUCACUGCUCUUCGUGGGCGGAGUGAUUCCACAGGCGGAGAGUACGACCAAGGUGGACUGUCAAGCGGUAUGGAACGUGAUACUUUUGGCAACGACGUUUCAGAAAUGCUGGGGCCAAGCGCUCUUUAUCAUUCGAGCGUGCGCGAUCUGGUCUUGGAACCGCUUGGUUAUCUCCAGCCUCCUCAUCCUCUGGCUCUUGCACUGGGCCUUCUCCCUUGCCAACUUCCCCCUUGUUCGCAUGACGUGGAUAGACCACCCCAUCAUCCCAGGCUAUGGCUCUUGUCUGGCCUCGUCGUACCACUGGGCGAUCGGGGUCGCCUACAUCCUGACGUGGUGCACGGACGUGGCCGUCUUUGGAUUGGCGGCUUGGCGUUUGCUGAGACUUUCGCAUGCCGUGAGGAGCCCGUUCAGCAAGGUGCUGCUCAAUGAUGGAGUGGCAUGGUGCUGUCUCACCGUCGUCCCUACUACUGCUGCUAUUGUCAUGUUUUACGCGGGCAAAACUGUGCCCGCGCAAUCCAUCUGCCUCAUCAUCUCCUCGACCAUGCAUUCCCUCCUCGCAUGCAGAGCCUACCGCAAGCUGGCCGACUUCGCCGAUACUCUACCAGCAUCCUUCUGCCCGCGAGACGGAGUUGCCAAUGGGACGAUGCUUGACCCGGAUACGCUAGCGAGGCUGGCGUGGAUGUCGGGCAACUACGGCAAUGCUAGCGAGAGCGACGUUGGAACUCUGGAGAAGGAGCAGCAGCAGGCUCGUCCGCUCACGGAGGUGCUUACCAUGCCCCGAAACCCGAGGAGGGGGUUGUUCGCGCUGAGGCCUGAACGUGCUCAGCAGCAGCCAAGCCCGAGGACACAACGCCCUGACUACCCAGCAGUACCUCCUGGUGACGGCAUUGGUGUCGGCGUGCAGGUCAUGACUCAGAGCACCUCGCAUGAAGACCACAAUGUCGAGCUGCCCCUUCACACGCAGCGCAGGGAGACGAUGGUAAUGCCGUCCAAGGAGGCGCGUCAGGGGAGCAUUGCGACCUUGGACUCCUCAUGGAGCUCGCAUGGCUCCGGAGGAGGGAGCAGCAGUAGUGGAUCUGACUCGUGUGGUGGCAAGUCCUAG
This is a messenger RNA of Jaminaea rosea, 1281 nucleotides long. RefSeq lists its product as hypothetical. The coding region runs from base 1 to 1281 and encodes 426 amino acids. The record is from RefSeq and is a predicted model, not a curated record. NCBI's taxonomy places the organism in Eukaryota, Fungi, Basidiomycota, Exobasidiomycetes, Microstromatales. The transcript is spliced from 3 exons.